Trametes versicolor FP-101664 SS1 is the source of this 2793-nucleotide messenger RNA. Its product is annotated as kinase-like protein. Lineage: Eukaryota; Fungi; Basidiomycota; Agaricomycetes; Polyporales; Polyporaceae. Gene Ontology annotation, biological process: protein phosphorylation. The coding region runs from base 1 to 2460 and encodes 819 amino acids. The transcript has 9 exons. Gene Ontology annotation, molecular function: ATP binding; protein kinase activity. The record is from RefSeq and is a predicted model, not a curated record.
AUGAAGAACUUCCUCGGCCUUUUCAAAGGCAAAAAGGCCGCCCGCCAGCCUGCCGCAGUCCCCGCGGCGGAGUCCUCAGAUUCAGUGAAAAUCGAGGCCAUCCAGCUCAUCGCCGAGGUCUGCGUGAACCGUCCCGCGGACGAGGAGGUCCACAUCAAGAUGGUGUUCAAUGAGGCUGGCGAGAUGAUGGCAUGCAAUGUCGAUCACUACAAGGAAGAGGCGCCGCAGGGGCUCUCCACGACGUCCACGCUCGUGGAGAAGACCGUGUCCCCGCGGCUUCCUAAGCCAGCCUCCCCCCUCCUCCCCGCGUUCUCGCAGGCGCUCCCCGUCGCAGACCUCAAGCGCGCCGCCCUCGCACGCGUCGCCGCUGCGUCUCCGCCGCCCACGCUCCGCACCGAGGACUUCCGCGUCAUGAAGGUCCUCGGUAAGGGCGGUCAAGGCACUGUGCUGCUCGUGCAGUACAUCGUCGAUGGACGGCUGUAUGCGCUCAAAGUGACCAGGAAGGCCGCGCUCAACAUUCGCGAGUACCCGUUCGCGUUCCAGGAACAGGACACGUGCAAGACCCUGGCGGGCAACCACUUCUUUGCGCAGCUGCGGGCUAGCUUCGAAGACGAAGAUUACUUUUACCUUCUUUCGGACUUCUACCCUGGAGGUGACCUCACCUCCCGCAUCUACAAUGUCAACAAGCUCGAUGUCGAUCAGGCGCGUAAAUACUGCGCGCAGCUCAUCCUGGCUCUGGGAGAGCUGCACAGCCGGCGCAUCAUGCACCGGGACAUCAAGCCGCAGAACGUCCUGAUCACGACCGACAACGAGCUUGUGCUCGCCGACUUCGGCCUCACGCGCAUGUACGGCCAGGCGCCCGCGGACCAGCCGUGGCGCCUGCAGUCGUACUGGGAACACCCUGACUACGUGUUCAUGCCGCACGAUGAGGCGACCGGCGAGGCGAUCGACGCGACCCGCCGCUUUUGCGGGACGUUCCCGUACAUGGCCCCGGAGGCCAGCACGGGCGAGGCGUAUUCUUACCCUUCGGAUGUUUGGAGCAUGGGUGUUGUGUUCUUUGAGAUGCUGAACGGCAGGCUUCCGUUCGGGAUCGACGGUGACGUUGACCGCGACCAGAGAACUAUUGCGACGCGUGUCCGGAUUGGAGUGGUGGAGGUGAAUGAAGAUGUAGAUGUAGAUGCGCAUGAUCUGCUUUACAUGAUGCUGGAGAAGGAGCCAUCAAGAAGGCCUUCUAUUGAGCAGAUCAAGGAGCACCCUUGGUUCGCCUCGAUCGACUGGAACCAGCUCUCGCAACGCCAACAGCCUCGGCCCAUCAGGCUGGCCGAAGGUGUUAAACCAUCAAAGGAAGCUCUGGGAGUCAAGUUUGGCACCCAUUACCCGGAGGGAGACGUCCCGCACCCGUGGUACCAAUGGAUCUCGCCAAACCUGCAGACUCGCAAGCCCUCUACCAAGCGCUCGCGCAAGACAUCCACAACCCUCACAUCUCCCAUGCUAUCGGCCUACCCCCAGCCAGCCGCCCCGUUGCCGCCCUCCCUCGCGGCAUACUUCGCGCCCCGCGCGCUCCCUGCAUCCCCAGCGUUCCCCGCAUUCUUCGCACCGCCCUCGCACAGCGGCCGCACUCUCGUGCGCCCCACGCCGCCCGCCUCUGCGCGCUCUCCAGCAUCUUCGACCUUAUCCACUACACGUCCGAGCUAUACAACUGCCCCGGUCUGCAUGUCCCCGUCAGACCGGCCGCGACCGUGUAUGCGUCCUGCUCCGGCAGGGCCAGACGCCCGACCGCCCCUCGGUCGGCGCGUCCGCUCCGUGGACCUGGAUUCGCCGUUCGUCGUCGAAGAUACCCGUCCCGCUCUGGAGACCCCGCAUGCGGCCGGCGUUGUCAACGUGGACACGCCCGCUGCCCCCGCUGUGCACCCCGCCCCCGCGCGGAAUGCCCUGAACGCUGUCGCCAAUAUGGAUGCCCCUCCCCGGGACGCCCCCCGCGUGAGGUAUGCCCAGAGGGGCUACGACCUUGUAGCCCCUUCCUGGGACGCCCUCAAGCUGGCCGCCGAUAGCCUGCUCAUCGGCGAGUGGCCCGCCGCGCGCCUCGCGGCGGCUCCCACCCACUCGCUGAUGAUGACGGAUGUGACGCGUGUCGACUCCCCCUUCGACACGCGGACGUCUGAAAGUACGCGCGCGACGACGCCUGAGCACUCCAAGUCCGGAUCAUGGACGCGGAGUGCGCUCGCACCCAAUGCGCGGGAACGAUGCCCAUGGGUCGUUCCCCGCUCGCGCGCGUCUCGGUCAACAACGCAAAGCACUCUCGACCUCGCACCAAGCGCGAAGGAGCGCAGCCCGUGGGCCGCUCCUUCCUCCCGCCCGCGCUUACCCGAGUCGAGGACGCCGAGCCUUGUUGACCUUGCGCCGAAAGCGCGGGAACGCUGCCCGUGGGCCGUUCCCCGCUCGAGCCACGGUGGAGCGUAAAGCUCUGCUGAGUCUGUGUCGCGGUCUUCUCUCCUGAGGAGACUGACGAUGACUUCCACCUUGCCUUUAUGGCAUAACACGGCUGCUGUUGCGGUCCAGCUGGCGAAUCAAGCCGGUGAUAGAAGGAGAGAGGAGGAUGGGGAUGGAUGGAUACGCGCACGCAAACGCACGCCCUGGCAAGACGGGCCUCUCUGGUCGGAUCACCAUUGCUGGGCCCCUCGCACUGUGGGACCCUCGAGUCGAUCUCCGAUGCCGCUUACUGGUCACGCUCUCGCUCUCGACGACAACUUGCAGCUCGCCGCCCACGCUCUUCGCGCGGCAACUGCUCUCGAG